Molecule: messenger RNA, 1583 nt
Organism: Saprolegnia diclina VS20
Lineage: Eukaryota; Oomycota; Saprolegniomycetes; Saprolegniales; Saprolegniaceae
Exons: 13
Coding region: 93-1469 (458 amino acids)
Molecular function (GO): protein binding
Source: RefSeq, a predicted model, not a curated record
AGUCCGAGUCGGUGCACGAGUGGCAUCAAUGGCACGCCGAGUUGAAUGACACGGCUCGCCUAAACCAACUUUGCAUUAUAUUGAGAGCCGAUAUGGUGAGUGCCAAGGACCGCAAGCGCAGCAUCGUCGAGCGCAAGCUUCGCGACAUUGGCAUUCACGCCGGUCGGUACCAGAGUUCGUUUCGCACGCGUCCGACCAAGUCGCGCCACCCCGUUCGAGUGCGUCGCCAGCUAGUGUGGGAGUCGCUCUUCAUGCGCAAGUCGCGCUGCGAACGCCGCGGCAUUGUCCAGCGACCGUGGGAAUACCCCAUGGCUGCGCAAAACCUCGCGGCCAUUCUCAUUCAAAGGCGGGUUCGGGGUGCGAUAGCCCGAACGGCGCUCCAGAAGGGCACCAAACCUGUCAAGCGAGUGCUCCGAAUGUCGCUCAUGCACCGCUUCAUCGCCCAUCACAACGGCACGUUUGAGGACCGGGACGGGUUUCGUCGCUUCUGCGCCACGCGGAUUCAGGCCUGGUAUCGCAUGCGCAAGCUUGCGUGGGCGUACGAUCUGCAGCGUCAUCCCAUGUACCACAUUGCGGCCAUGCAGAUCCAGUACAAGUGGCGCAUGUACUACCAAAAAGCAUUGGCCGUCUACGAAAUGACGCCGCGGGACCGCGCCGCCAUGCGCAUCCAGUGCCUCUGGCGCGGCUACACCAACAAGCGCAUCUACCGCUACUACCGCGACCUGGUCAACUUUCGCAAUACUGGCGACCCGAUGCUCAUGCUCAAGGCGAUCAACCCCGCAGAAGCCCAUUUGCUCGAUGCCGCCACGAGCGCACAAGUGCGGUUUCGUCUCGGCGGCUCGGCGUUCCCGCCCACGAUCUACUACAAGAUCUUUACACGCGGCGCAGUCUGCGACAUGAACGCGUUUAGUCCAAAAGACUAUACAACGGCCCACCAAGUGGGUCCUCGCAACAUCAACGUCCAUUCGACCGCGCCGGGGGUCGGGGUCACCAAAAUCAUCCGCGUCGGGAACGCGUUCUACGGUGCGAACCAGUGCGGCAGCGACACAAGGGGGUGGUACCGCCGCUGGGACAACAACGGGUGGCGGCCCGUGACGUGCAAAGUGCUUGCGCCGACAAGUGACGUGGAUCCUGUCACGAUUGUCACGGCAAGCAAGCGCAAGGCCCACCACCAUCUUCGCGUCGUGCGUCAACAGCAGCUGCUGCAGCAGCGCAAGGAGAAGAAGCGGCAGUGGAUGAAGCAGUUGUACUUACAACAUGUCCAACCCACGACGACCGAGCCGGGAGCGGCACCCGAAGACGACCUCGACGCCUACCAAAACCAAGUCGAUUUUGACGCUGACGACUGGGAAGCCCAAGCCAACGACAUGUGCGAUUGGGCGUCCGGACUCGACUUUGACCAUUAUCUGGUCAACUGGACGACACUGGGCACGACCAGCACGGCCAAGGACGAACUCUUGUCACUUUAGCUGUCUCCUAGCUAGAAAGUGUUCUACAACCAUUGAUUACACGACAUUGGAUGCUGCAAGCCCAGGCGUUGACCCUCCUUUAAUGACCUCGAGUGUAUUGGGCGGGAACGCAAC